GUCUACGUAACAUAUCGUUAGAGUCGAAGGAUUGAAAUGGGAGAAGUUUAUUUGGGAACGAGAGUUAAAUUAAUUGAAGAAAUAGUUGGAGAUGCUAGCAAAGGGAUUGAUUUAAAUUUACAAGUUAAUAAAAUAAAAGAUUGUUUAGAUAAAACAACGCAAUCUGUAAGAUCUAUUGGCGUGUUUCUAGAUGGAUAUGACUAUAAUAAAUACCUUUUAAAUAUCAACGACUAUAGCAACAGCCUAUCAAUCAAGGACAAACUAACUUUUAUACAGGAAUAUGAAGAAGAUCUAGAGAUAUUAGAUAACAAUCUCAGAAAGAUAGAACUAUUACACAACAAUGACGCAGACGGUACAACCAACUUGGACAGCGUGUUAAGUUUGACUACGACGAUAGAAGAUAUAAAAACAAACCUCCGUAAUCUAAAUAACGAUCUAAUACAACAAGAAAAGCGUUUCUACAACCUAUUAAUACGUUAUAACAACCAAGUAGAUAGUAUAUCAACCACGUUUAUUGACAUACACCAUCAACUAUUAAAUUUAGAAUUAAAUUUGACUAAAUUGUAAAUUAUCUAUUAUAUACCCCUUGAUUAGC
Molecule: messenger RNA, 595 nt
Organism: Wallemia mellicola CBS 633.66
Lineage: Eukaryota; Fungi; Basidiomycota; Wallemiomycetes; Wallemiales; Wallemiaceae
Exons: 2
Coding region: 37-567 (176 amino acids)
Biological process (GO): cytoskeleton-dependent cytokinesis
Cellular component (GO): dynactin complex
Source: RefSeq, a predicted model, not a curated record